AUGGCGUACUCGCUGAAGAGCAAGUACCAGUGCUACAAGGCUGACACGGCUACUAUUGCCAAGUGGCUGGCGUCGACUGCAAACGCAUAUGGCUAUGGCCUUGGAGAUAAUGCUAGCCUCAAGAUUGUAUCCUCCCCUGGUGGAAGACUGAAGGGCAAGGCAAGAAAGGCUGCAAAGGAAGCAAUCCUUCGUGAGAAGAUGAACAAGGCGAAGGUGACAUCUAGCGGAACAAUUGCGGGAGAGAGACAAACACAUCACAUCAAAAUCAAGGACUUUGAGCCCAUGGCAGAGUUUCUAUCGAAAGUGGAUGACUUGGAACUCCCACCAGCUUUCGGAACUACUCUUGACAGAGUCAUUCGUGUGCGAAAUGAAUUCGCCAAUCAACUCUAUGCGACUAGAGAAGUCGAUGAUGAUGCUGCGGAGAGCCACUCAUAUUUCGUUCAAGUUCUCGAAAAAGUGCGAGCUCAUCUGUCGAAACAUUUCGUGGAGAAGCCCAAGGUACCAAACCCAAGAAUCAACGGCCAAUCCGAGAAGAAGCUUCGAGAAAAUGACAAUAUCUUACACAAUAUGUUUAGCGUGCUUGAGGUGUACGCUCCCUCUGCUGAGGCAGAAAGCGCACCUACGCUUACUCCCACUUAUCAACCUAAGGUGGAGGACAAUAUUGAAUAUGUUGUUGAAGAGGCAGAUGAUAUUGGAGCUAUAGAGUUUGCAUUUGCAGCCCUGCUGAAGGAUCUUGCUGAUCUCAGGGCAGAAGUUCUGUCACUAUGGGCAGACUACCAAUGUGGUCGCCGUGAGUUGGCUACUGUUGCAGCCGCAAUCCAUGUUUCAAGCGAGAUGGCACGAGCCAUAGAGAAUGACGUGACGAUGCUGAUAGCGAAAGGCGGUGGCGCUCACAAACUCGCGUUUUCUUGGGUUUCAAAGGUUGCCUUCUGGGCGGGUAUCGACAUGGAGCAAAAGACAAAGAGUGCUGGGCCAUAUAACAUGGAGGCGUAUGAGCUGGCGAAAUCAUGUUUCUUUAACACGCUAGAAAUCUUUCAAGUGUGGCGUGCAUGUACUGGAGGUGCAGAUGCUUUUCCGGCAUGUACCGUGGAAUUUCCUCCACAGACUUUUGAGAUUGACGACACGGCCUCGCCAAAUUUGAUCCAAUUGACUCGAGACGCAGCUGCUAUAUGCGACAUGCUGCCUGAUUUGUCAACUUUAGCAACCAUAUUUAGAGGCAAAAUGGGCCUGGUUACUGAUGAGCUGGUCGCUGGCCUGUGGGAUAUCGCACAGUCGGAGACCAAGGAGGCGCCGCUCUAG
[Torrubiella] hemipterigena is the source of this 1299-nucleotide messenger RNA. NCBI's taxonomy places the organism in Eukaryota, Fungi, Ascomycota, Sordariomycetes, Hypocreales, Clavicipitaceae. The record is from the annotation of a GenBank genome assembly.